Astyanax mexicanus (Mexican tetra) is the source of this 4547-nucleotide messenger RNA. RefSeq names its product Rho GTPase activating protein 20 (gene arhgap20). The record is from RefSeq and is a predicted model, not a curated record. The coding region runs from base 261 to 3293 and encodes 1010 amino acids. Gene Ontology annotation, biological process: regulation of Rho protein signal transduction; signal transduction. NCBI's taxonomy places the organism in Eukaryota, Metazoa, Chordata, Actinopteri, Characiformes, Acestrorhamphidae. Gene Ontology annotation, molecular function: GTPase activator activity. The transcript is spliced from 15 exons.
UCAAAUUGCUCUUACUCCAGUUCACUGGACAUUUUCCUAUUUUUCUACUCUGUGAACUGAACUCCUGACCCCUCAGCCCUCCCCUGGACAGUCUGGGAUAUAGACAUAAUCUUUUGGGGGAGUAGAGGUGGGGUGGGGAGAGACCCUGAGACCCUCAGAUAGAAACGGGAUUGUGGAUGUGCUGAUCUGGUUGUUUACAGAGGACACCCAAACACACUGCUGAUCUGCUGUACUAGAGUUCUGGUGAACAUCUCGUGGUCAUGGAGCCUGUGUAUGGGUCCAGGAGCAGAGCCCUAAGCUGUGGCGAAUUCUGUCAUUCUAAUAAUGUGAAGCCCUUCUCUCAGCGCAGGCUGUCCGCUCCCUCUCUUCUUCUCAAUAAAGCUUUGACAAAGACCAGCCCUGCAAGCAAUGAGUGUGUGUCUGACAUUAGUCCCGCCUCCUGUGCCAUGAUGCAGUCUCUGCUGGGCCCCAGGCGGAAGCUGGUUUGUCAUGGCGUGGCGCAGCUGCAGGCAGGGCUUCAGACCCAGGAGCGCUACCUCUUCCUCUUCAGCGACAUCUUCAUCAUCAGCAAGGCUAAAUCAAGUUCUCAGGUAAAGCAGAAGGCAUGUGUGCGUCUGUGUGACAUGUGGACGGCCAGCUGCCUGGAAGAUGUGUGUGAGGGCACCACCAGUCCAGACACCAGCUUCGUCAUAGGCUGGCCCACAUACAACUGUGUGGCUACUUUCAGAACCGCUUAUCAGAAAGAGAGGUGGCUCUCCCUGCUUCAAAGCCAUAUACGCGAGGAGAAGGAGCUUGAUCACCCGAAGGUCAUACCACUGAAGAUAUACGCUAAGGAUACUGGACACUGUGCUCACGCCAAAGCUCUCUCUGUCAGGAAUACAGACUGUACCUCUGAUGUUAUCAAGGCAGCGCUACAGAGGUUUGGACUACCGGGUAGUUUGAAGGACUUUCAGCUGUGGGUGAACUCCAGUAUGGAUGAGGCACCCUACCCUCUGAUUGGUCACGAGUUCCCAUACAGUAUAAAGAUGAGCCACAUCCGAGCCCUGCAGCAGAACACUGCGGAGACUCAGCACCAGCACCAGAUGGCGGUGUUGUCUGAUGAUUCACAUUGUCAGUUUAUCCUCAAGCCUCGUAGGACAGACCACCCCCACAGACUCACAGAAGAGCAGAGGAGUAGGAGGAAGGUGCUGUUGCUGACCUGGCCCUUUAGACGGAGCUCCACAGUAGAACUGGACGGCCCAUUUCAAUCCUCCUUUUCUCCUGACUCUGCCCCGGGUCAGCUGUUUGGAAAACCACUGAGUGAAAUAACUGCAGGCCACACCCUUCCUACACCCAUUAAGGACAUGCUGAUAUGUUUAUGUAAUGAGGGGGCGGCGACCUGUGGAAUAUUCCGACGCUCUGCUGGGGUAAAGGCCUGCAGGGAGCUGAGAAGGAAGCUUGACUCUGGUAAUCCUGACAUGAGCCAGGAGUCUGCAUUGGUGAUUGCUGCUGUUUUUAAGGAGUUCCUGCGGAACAUUUCAGGCAGUGUUCUGUGUGAACAUCUGUAUGACCAGUGGCUUAAAGCAGUGGAGAGCCCUGUGAAGAGAGGAAACGUGCAGGACGAGGAGAGAGAAACACAAAAGGGCAGAGUACAGGAAAUGCAAAGGCUGGUCCAGCUGCUACCUGAGGAGAACCGGCUGUUGCUGAAACACACAAUAGCGAUGCUCCACUGCGUCCAGAAUCACUCUGAUGUCAACCAGAUGAACUCCUCUAACCUGGCUGUGUGUAUAGCCCCGAGUCUGCUGUGGAGUAACUCUUCACUCACUCAGCGAGAGGACACCAAGAAGGUUUGUGACCUUGUUUGCUUUUUGAUUGACAACUGCCACUCUGUGUUUGGGGAGGACAUCACAGCCCUUACAGAGCUUUCUCUUGACAGCGGAGGAACCUUCAACUCUGCAGGGUCUUUGAGGCACAUGUCGGACUCCUGCUAUGACAGUUUGGAGAACGAGCUAAAUGCUGAACUGGAGGACAUCUCCUCAACCCAACGCAUUAAAGGCAACACGCUUAGCAGGGAUUCGCUCAUUUCUCUGAGUGACUGCGACCUUGAUCAAUCGGAACCUGAUGCAAAACUUGACCCCCUGCCACUCGCUCGAAUUAGGACGUUUACGCCUGCUGUGCGCCAGCCUCGUCCUCAUAAAUCACGAUCUAAAUCAAGUUCUGAGCCAGCCUUGGUGGGCAAUGCCUUCUCUAGUCUAGGUAGGGGACAUGAGGCUCGCAAGGCGAGUCUUGAUAGCAGCAUCCUGCGAGAUGAGCUAAAAGAUGAGUUUGAUCAAGAGGACGUGUUCCUUGAUAACGGCUUUCGAAACCUGCAAAUGGACUACAGAGGGGUUAGAGUCAGCAACCACAGACAACAAAAUCAGCCUCAGAUGAGACUGGAUCCCACUGGCUCCAGUUUGUCAUCCUCAGUGACUUCUUCCUCAUCCAUAAGCUCAAUGGACAGCUCUUUGGACAGUGUUUUCUCACAAAGUAUUGAUUUCAGUGGUCCCUAUUCAGAUCUCCUUGCCUCCACCCAGGCUUUUUCACCUAAGAGGCAGUCUAAUGGCCUUUUGCAGAAGAAUCUCCAGAGUAUAGCACAAGAAAACCUGUCAAAAGGGAACCAGCGUUUGUCGCAAGAGCCAGACAUCAAUUCCACAAGUGGUGGCUUUUGUGUCAAGCACCUUUCUUGCAGGGCCAGCAAACCUCCAUCUUACCAGGAGGCUUUAAAGUCACUCAACAGGAGCCCUCCAACACAAAUAUCCACAAAUAGCCGCACAAACACCAACCAAUUAUUACCAACACAAACCUACUUGCAUGCAUCAUCCAUCCUGCCCCUACAUGGGGGUAAAGACCUUUUUUACAGAGGUCCAACGAUGGAACCUCAGAAUCCCUCAAAUCUUCAAACUGUGAGCACUAACCCCUUCGAGAUGGCUAUACACUCAAGCAAUGGCACUCCAAAUCUAGACCCCCAGACAGCCAGUGAGGUCCCACCACCACAAAGUGUGUUUUUUGGACAGAGCUGCAGACUGAUGAUGCAAAUAUCCAGGCCUCUAUUUCAGGCAACAAAACCUGGUCCUUCUGUCUCUCUGUCUGAGAGGACAAAUGGACAGGGUUCUUAUUUCUCUCCCAGAGACAAUUUCCAGAACUGCUUUCUGAAGGCAGCCUCUAACAGACUGAGUGCGGUCAGGAGGUUGGAGGAGCACACCAGUGGACCUUAUAGUGGUAAAUGGUGUGAGGACCAGAAACUUAGGCUCCACCCAGAGGAGUCGUAUGUGUGAAGACAUUGGAACAACACUGGGAAUGGAUGUUUUUGACUCCUUUAUGUUCUUAAAUCAUGCAAAUCAUUUAAAUGUAACGUAUAUUAUGGUUAUUUUGUUGGUUUGGAAGCAUGCUAUCAGCAGUAUGAUGAUUUGGAGGAGAAUGAAGAGAGGGCAUAGAACCCAAAGGUGAUUUUGGGUUGGAAAGGAGAUAGGAUGGGGGAAAUGGUGGCAAACACUUGACGUGAUCAUGUGAAAGAGGUAGAAAUUGUAUUUUUAAAACGUUAGAUUGAUAGGAGGGGCUUAAGGCAUGUUCCCACUAAUAUUUUUUUUUAUAUUUUAUAACACCACCUAUAAAAAUAAAAACACAGAACAUUUAACCUAAUAUUAGUGUAGUGAGUCUGGUUCAAGAAUUUAUCUCCACAACUCAUCCCAGAAGUAUUCCACAACUCAAAGCUGGGGCUUUACGUUCAUCUAGCCCACACCUGGCAUUGAGUCAAUAGUUUCAUGUACAUUAUAUUCGUUUCAGAAACCCCUGUUCUAUUAAAAGUGUUGUAAAAGUGACACAGGUGUGUCAGUAAUGGGGGCAACUUUAUGUAGGUCAAUGCAUUCUUUAAAAUGUGUGCCCACAAACAGUUGGAUAUUUAGAGAAUAUCUUAUUGCUUUUCUAUAUCAUUGCAUAAUUUAUCAUUUUCUGACCAUGAAAACCAAUUGUUUUGUAAUUUAACCCAAAAUGCUCGUUGCUAACUUACACCCCACCAACAAUCUAUUUUCAGGCCUUGCGUCUGCAUUGUUUAAAUAGCAGCAGUGCUUGUGAAUAUAUCUACACUGAUGGGUGUGGUGGUCUGGAAGUGAGGUGUGUUCAGGUAAAUUUGUGCUGUAUUGCAGUGUAUCUUGGCCACAGAAAACACCGGUGUGCCAUUGACUGAAAACAACCUAGACAGACGUCAACACUCAGACAUUCAUUUCUAUUUUGGCAGUGAAUUGUCGACAUAGGAUCAUGCCUAAUGCACUUACACCCGCUCAUUACAAACACAUGGACACCGCGCCAUUGAAAUAGCAACAUGCCAAUUUCAGAAUGCAACUGUGACACACUGAUUGGUUUAUUUCAUGUAACGCCCAAAACACACCCAUGAUUGAUUAAGAGAAUUCGUAUAUGCCCUUUGCCCCAAUGUACCUUGUGUGAGUGUAUUUAUGUAUUUUUUUUACCUAACAAAUGGAUUUUAUUAAAAUUAUAAAUGGUAACAGUAAACUUUAUUGUAAUAAUAUUAAAAA